AGUUAGGGGUCCUUUUCCUCGUCGCCAGAGGGAGGGUCCGCUCUGUUAGGAGAAGAUCAAUUUUAGGCGGCUACCUGCCUUUGCUGGAUGAAAGACAAUUUACUCCUGGAGCGGUGAAUUGUCAGCUCUCUCCAUGACUGACAGCCACACCUGCCACUUAUGUGGGUCGGACGGGACCGGUGGAACCCCAAGAGCCAAUCAAUGCUCGGGAGAGGAGGGCUGCUCCCACUUGUCUUGGUUAGUUUCCUGGUUGGCUCUUUAAAUCAGUGGUUUUACUUAACCAUUGGUUUCCACCUGGCAGGAGCUCCAGCUGUGAGAAUCAGAGCCGCGGGAAGCAAACUCCUCGAAAAUGGGCUUAGAAGCAAGUUUCCUUGUUUUAUAAGGCAGUGGAACAAACAGGAAGUGGAAAAGCACCAGUCUUGCAAGUUUAUGACGGUUCCAAGAUAGAAGUCACUGGCUGCAGCCAGAGAGUCUUCAGUCUGCUCUCUUUUAGAUGAAGGAAAGGGACAAAAGUAAAGGAGCAGAUCUCUGAGUGGAGUCGUUUCCUGGUACAGACUAUACAAAGAAUGUGGUGAAAAUUCUGGCCAGUGGAGGAAACAUUGGCUUCAACCCUAAGGUUGCCUAGCAUUUCUUCUCUUCAGUAGCACCACACCACAGAAGAAAAAUGUACGGGAGUGCAAGAACGAUCACUAAUCUGGAAGGGAGCCCUUCCAGAUCACCGCGUUUGCCAAGGUCUCCUCGUUUGGGCCACCGAAGAACAAGCAGUGGGGGCGGGGGAGGGACAGGCAAGACUCUGUCCAUGGAGAAUAUUCAAUCCCUUAAUGCCGCCUAUGCUACGUCUGGACCCAUGUAUUUGAGUGAUCACGAAGGGGUGGCAUCAACAGCUUACCCAAAGGGUACUAUGACUCUGGGCAGGGCCACAAAUCGAGCUGUGUAUGGAGGCCGGGUCACAGCCAUGGGGAGUAGUCCCAACAUUGCUUCUGCUGGACUUUCCCAUACGGAUGUUCUCUCCUACACAGACCAACAUGGUGGGCUGAGUGGCUCAUCCCAUCACCACCACCACCAGGUGCCCUCCAUGUUGAGGCAGGUAAGAGACAGCACAAUGUUGGAUCUCCAAGCCCAGCUCAAAGAACUGCAGAGAGAGAAUGACCUCCUAAGGAAGGAGCUUGACAUUAAGGACAGUAAACUGGGAUCGUCCAUGAACAGCAUCAAGACUUUCUGGAGUCCCGAGCUCAAGAAGGAGAGAGUCUUGAGGAAAGAGGAGGCAGCGCGGAUGUCUGUCCUCAAGGAGCAGAUGAGGGUCUCUCACGAAGAAAACCAGUUACUGGAUGCCAGAAGAACCAAGCACCUGCAGUUGACCAUCCAGGCCCUUCAGGAUGAGCUGCGGACCCAGAGAGACCUCAACCACCUCCUGCAGCAAGAGAGUGGCAACCGCGGAGCGGAGCACUUCACCAUCGAGCUGACGGAGGAGAACUUCCGCAGACUCCAGGCGGAGCAUGACAGGCAGGCCAAGGAGCUGUUCCUUCUGCGGAAGACGCUGGAAGAAAUGGAGCUGAGAAUCGAAACACAGAAACAGACUCUCAAUGCCCGAGAUGAAUCCAUUAAAAAGCUCCUGGAGAUGCUGCAGAGUAAAGGGUUGCCAUCCAAGAGCCUCGAGGAUGACAACGAACGCACGCGGCGGAUGGCAGAGGCCGAGUCUCAGGUCAGCCACUUGGAAGUGAUUUUAGACCAGAAGGAGAAGGAGAACAUACACCUCAGAGAGGAACUGCACCGAAGAAGCCAACUUCAGCCGGAGCCAGCCAAGACGAAGGCUCUCCAGACUGUCAUCGAGAUGAAGGAAUCUCCACGUUUUAAACUUGGCCCUGAUCUGGUGUGGCAGGACACAAAAAUUGCUUCAUUGGAGCGAAACAUCCGGGACCUGGAGGAUGAGAUCCAGAUGUUGAAAGCCAAUGGCGUGCUCAACACAGAGGACCGUGAGGAGGAGAUCAAACAAAUUGAGGUGUAUAAAAGCCACUCCAAGUUUAUGAAGACCAAGAUUGACCAGCUGAAGCAGGAACUUUCCAAGAAGGAGUCAGAACUUCUUGCCUUACAAACAAAGCUUGAAACCCUUAGCAAUCAAAAUUCAGAUUGCAAGCAACACAUCGAAGUGCUCAAAGAGUCGCUUACUGCCAAAGAACAGAGGGCUGCCAUCCUUCAGACAGAGGUCGAUGCUCUGAGAUUACGGCUGGAAGAGAAAGAAUCUUUUCUCAAUAAGAAGACAAAACAGCUGCAAGACCUCACAGAAGAGAAGGGGACCCUAGCGGGAGAGAUCCGUGAUAUGAAAGAUAUGUUAGAAGUAAAGGAAAGGAAAAUCAAUGUUCUUCAGAAAAAAAUUGAAAACUUGCAAGAACAACUUAGGGAUAAGGACAAACAACUGACCAACCUGAAAGACAGAGUGAAGUCUUUGCAGACAGAUUCCAGCAACACGGACACUGCUCUGGCCACCCUGGAGGAGGCCUUGUCGGAAAAGGAGAGAAUAAUAGAGCGCUUGAAAGAGCAAAGGGAGAGAGAUGACCGGGAAAGACUAGAAGAGAUAGAAUCCUUUCGAAAGGAGAACAAAGACCUCAAGGAAAAGGUCAAUGCUUUACAGGCUGAACUCACGGAGAAAGAGUCGAGUUUAAUCGACCUCAAGGAACAUGCAUCUUCAUUAGCCUCUGCAGGACUGAAGAGGGACUCCAAGUUAAAAUCUCUAGAAAUAGCCAUCGAACAAAAGAAGGAGGAGUGUAGCAAAUUGGAAGCACAGUUAAAAAAGCAAGCUGAGCAGUUGUUCAAUCAGAUGUACAACCCAGCACAUAAUAUUGAAGAUGACUCCAGGAUGCAUCCUGAGUUUGCAGACCGACUGAAACAGCUUGACAAAGAAGCAUCAUACUACCGUGAUGAGUGUGGCAAGGCGCAGGCAGAAGUGGACAGGUUGCUGGAUAUCCUCAAGGAGGUGGAGAAUGAGAAGAAUGACAAAGACAAGAAGAUUGCAGAACUUGAGAGCUUGGCUCUCAGGCACAUGAAAGACCAGAACAAGAAGGUGGCUAACCUCAAGCACAACCAGCAGCUGGAGAAGAAGAAGAAUGCCCAGUUAUUAGAGGAAGUCCGCCGGCGAGAAGACAGCCUGGCCGACAACUCUCAGCAUUUGCAGAUAGAGGAGCUGAUGAAUGCCCUGGAGAAGACCAGACAGGAGCUGGAUGCCACCAAAGCCCGCCUUGCCUCGACCCAGCAAUCUCUGGCUGAAAAAGAAGCACACCUGGCCAACCUCCGGCUAGAGAGGAGGAAACAGCUAGAAGAGAUCUUGGAGAUGAAACAGGAAGCACUCCUUGCGGCCAUCAGUGAAAAAGAUGCAAACAUUGCCUUGCUGGAAUUGUCUGCCUCCAAAAAGAAAAAGACCCAGGAAGAAGUCAUGGCUCUGAAGCGGGAGAAAGACCGGCUGGUGCAUCAGUUAAAGCAGCAGGUGUAUAGGCCUAGGAAACAGCCCCCGUGCUCAAAUAUACCGUGCACUUGUGAUGCUGGCUACAGCCCAGAUUUUACGGCCACGUACCACGGGUCCAGCUACGAUGCACACAUGAGCCAAAGGUCUCAGACCCAGAACAGGAUGAAGCUGAUGGCAGACAACUAUGACGAGGACCAUCACCAUUACCACCACCACCACCAUCACCACCACCACCGAUCUCCUGGGAGGUCACAGCAUUCCAACCACAGGCCCUCUCCGGACCAGCUGUCGGAAGGGUUGGCUAAAGGGGGAGCUCAGCACUGCAGCCACGGCCUGGUAAUCCACUGCAGCGUGGCUCUCUUCAUUGUCCACCACCAGCCGCCGCAGCAGGUCCAACCGGAAGCGGAAUUCUCACUUUCGCUUUCCUGUGUGAUUCUGGUCACCUCAUCCCUCCGGCAUUUGGGUGUAUGGGAAAGAGAGAGCACGAAGGAGGAGAAGGAUGGCAGCUCUUUCCUUUUCCAUCGGGAUCUGGGCCUUUUCAAAGUGACCGGUCCUGCUGAAAGCCACAUGAUGAGCGUUUUAGUUCUGUUGCUUUGCCUCGUGGAUACAUCAGCACUGCACAGGAUGCAGACUGUGGAUUCAGCUUCUGUGGGACUGCUCGCUCCAUCUCCCAUUAUCCUGCUGGUCAGUCUGAGUGGUCCUAACACAUUAGAUUAUCAGACAAUCUAAGCUUGCUAUGAAUGAGUGCUGCUGGUGGUGUUUGUAUACCACGGUGCAUGGAGUGUUGGGCAAAGAAACCAAAAGACCAAAAUUUGAGAGCCUUUACCCUCCUCUAGUUCUUUAAUCUGUCAGUCAAGGAACCACAUUUUGAUGGUGUUAUCAGUUGUUACCUCUGGGCCAGGUUGGAAAUGAAAUCAAUUUUUUAAACCACUAAUAACUUGCCAAGAAAUCGCCUUAUGAGAACAUGGUGUGUGUCUCUGACAGUGCAUGGCACAUCUAAAUUGGUCAUUCAUGAUUUUCUUGUCCUGCUCAUGUAUGAGAGAGUGACAAAAGCCUGAGGCAUCUGCAUAUCCACUCUCAUGCUCCUUUAACCCCACGGCUGGGACAUGACUGGGCCUCAGGCUCUUCUCUUUCUCACGCAUGCAGGUCUCCAUGAAGAAGCUGAAAUUCAUUCACGUUUCAAGAUCCAAAUGCUGUGCAAGCAAUGUGAGCUUGGGUCUUCUGUAAAUGAAGGGUCAUUUCUCAUUGUUAUUUUUUUUUUUCUUGAGAAAAUGUCUCUAACAUGGAUUCCAAAGCAUUUUCAGCAUCAAACAUGAAAGCAUUGAUGAAUGAAGUUGUAUGUCUGUAAAUAGCAUUAUACAACCUGUCUGUGGAUACAGAGUCCUUCUCUAAAGCACAUGCCAGGGAAAGAGACCACAUUCCAAGGUCUUUUACGUACAGUGACAAGGUACUAAGGAGAAUCCAACUCCUGCUGCUUCCUCUGAAGAUUCAAAAUUGUUAGUCAUUACAACUUCGUACAAACACACAGCUCAACCUGGCAGUGUGCAGCUCUUGUACCGACCCAUUUUCUUGUCAAUGGGAGGAGCCCUCCCAUCUGCAUUCCUAAAGGACAAACAGUGAAUUUAAGCAUGAGUGGCCUUAAUAAAUACAAUUGUCUUUCUUUGCUGCUGUGGAAAGGGUUCUAAGCAGAAGUUGCUGAAAUCUUGCAUUGAAUCAAAUCAUUAUUACUUUCCAAAAUGUUGGUGCAAUUAACUCUGGACCUCUCUCAUGAGCCAUAGAGAUAUUUAAAAGACAAACCCCUCGUUUUCUGGGGAAAGGAAACUGUCCCUGAACUGCACCCUUGAUUCCUGGUGCAUCAGGAGUAAUAUAUUCAAGCAGGUUUCUUGCUUUGGGCUUCGUUCUUGUCAGUAAAUAGCGAACUGUGUAAAGCUUAUGUGUUAACAUAAAUGAUCCAGAUACAUUCAUGUUUAAAAAGUUUGUCCUUUAACUAUCAAAAGGAUCUAGGUUGUUAUUAGAGAAGGGAGCAGAGUUCUUUGCAAGUUUAUUUAACUCAUUUUGGUGGACUGUUGUAAUGAAAACCCAAGCCACAGACCAGUCCCCAGGGACAAUUUGGGUGUCCUCAGAGAAGUCCUUACCGCCUACCACCAGGGCCUGACCUGAACUCUGCAGCUAAAUACUUGAAAUAGGAAGGAGGAGAGCCAGGAUAGUAAAUGGGGUCCUUGAAGUAGCAAACAAAGAGAUCAACCAUGUGUAAUUAGCUAUUUCUACAUAUGUGCCAAUUUUGUCACAGCUAUUGUUUGGGGAACCAUUUUUUCUGCCCUACUUUGGUUGACUGGAAGUACUACUGAUCUUACUUUCAUGUAAGCAUAUCAUUCGGUCCCUGAAUAAUCGAAUUCUGUCUAACACAGCAUCUUUUCCCAUUUUGUGUAAUAUUCUCUGAUAUUUGGGGGUUACAAAAAAAUCCCUUUUUGCACAUUGAAAAUAGUGUCUGGGUUUACAACAAACACUGUGAUGUUCAGAAGAUAUUUCCUUUGUGCAACCUUGAGCAGGUUUCCUUCCAAUCAUAGUAUAGUUGAUACUAAACAAGCAAACAAAGAUUGGGCUAACAUUUAGGAGAAGUUGGUCUAAGUCUUACUUUGUGCAAGAGCAGGCUUGUAUUUAUAACCCCAUUUGAUUUCUAUAAACAGUCUCAAUUUUGUAUUUAAUGAUUUUGUGUAUUCAGUAUGCACCUGAACAGCGUGUCAACUUUCAUUUGAAAGUGGGUUUUACUUUGUAAACAGUGUUUAUGGUGAGACCUCAAACGUGUCCACAUAAGCUCUAUCUGCAGUGUUUUGUGUAGAGUGCAUCUGACUGCUGCCGGGGGUCUGUGUAUCUAAUUCCCUGAGACCCUUGUUUGACAGUGCUUCUUGUAAUAUUUCUUCAAGUGAGUGGCAUGUGGGUUGUGAUAUUGACCAUGUGAUCAUGGACCUCCCUAUGAACAAUAAAUAAUAAAUAAAUAAAAUUAAGGAACCCUCAAAACUACCAAUGGGCAUGUAUCAGCCAGUCAUUGUAACCUCGUGUCUAGUAGAAAUACCAUGUGCAAGGUAUGUACAGCUCAUAACUUUGUUAUCAUGUGUAUGAGGAGUACUUUGUGCUGAUUGUCUUAUUUAUAUUCAUUAAAUAAAACCUUGUUUCUUUCCGAA
Messenger RNA from Peromyscus leucopus (white-footed mouse), 6639 nucleotides. It is a transcript of the gene Erc2, whose product is annotated as ELKS/RAB6-interacting/CAST family member 2. Gene Ontology annotation, molecular function: structural constituent of presynaptic active zone. Bases 665 to 4186 code for a protein of 1173 amino acids. The transcript is spliced from 22 exons. Gene Ontology annotation, biological process: neuromuscular synaptic transmission; regulation of synaptic plasticity; maintenance of presynaptic active zone structure. The record is from RefSeq and is a predicted model, not a curated record. NCBI's taxonomy places the organism in Eukaryota, Metazoa, Chordata, Mammalia, Rodentia, Cricetidae. Gene Ontology annotation, cellular component: cytoskeleton of presynaptic active zone.